AUGAAUGGCGUGGGGAGCUCGUUCGGGCAACCUGCGCAAUGGCAGGAGCAUCGGACCGAGGAUGGUCGAGUCUACUAUUACAAUGCUGCCACCAAGGUCACCCAGUGGACCAAGCCCGAGGAUAUGAUGACGGCUGCCGAGCGCGCUCUGGCGAACCAGCCAUGGAAGGAAUACACGGCUGAGGGUGGCCGCAAGUACUGGUACAACACCGAGACGAAGCAGAGCUCAUGGGAGAUGCCCGAGGCCUACAAGCAAGCCUCUGGCGCCACCGACACCCCCGUGCCCCCGGCUGCCGCUCCUUACAACGGCGGAGAUCGAUACAGUGGAGGAGGCGACAGGUACAACGGUGGUGGAGACAGACACAACGGCGGGGACAGACACAACGGCGGUGACAGGCACAACGGCGGUGACAGAUACGCGGGCCACGACCGCUACCGCGACGACCGAGACGCUCUCCCCGAGUCGCGCCAGCUGACCUACAACAGCGACCCUGCUGCCAAAGCAUUCGUCCCCGCCAGCAACGACCCCGACUACGCCACCUUUGAGGAGGCCGAAGCCGCCUUCCUCAAGCUGCUGAAGCGCAGCGGUGUCCAGCCUGACUGGAACUGGGAGCAGACGCUGCGAACAAUCGCCAAGGAUCCCCAAUACCGCGCCAUCAAGGAUCCCAAGGAUCGCAAGGCCGCGUUCGAGAAGUACUGCCAUGACAUGAUUGUGCACGACAAGGAGCGUGCCAAGGAGAGGCUGACCAAGCUGCGUGCCGAUUUCGAGACCAUGCUGAAGAGGCAUCCCGAGAUCAAGCACUACACCCGCUGGAAGACGGCGCGGCCCAUGAUCGAGGGCGAGACCAUCUUCCGCUCGACCGACAAUGAGACGGAACGCCGCCAGCUGUUCGAGGAAUACAUCAUUGAGCUCAAGAAGGUCCACGUCGACCACCAGACGUCGUCGCGCAAGACGGCCAUGGACGGGCUCAUUGACCUGCUGCCCAAGCUGAACCUCGAGCCCUACACGCGCUGGGCGGACGCCCAAGGUAUCAUCUCCUCCACCCCGCCUUUCCAGAACGACGAGAGGUACAAGACUCUCAGCCAGUUUGACGUCCUGACCGCGUUCCAAAACCAUAUGAAGGCCCUCGAACGCACCUUCAAUGACUCGAAGCAGGAGCAGAAGAACCAAAAGUUCCGCAGGGAGCGCAAGGCCCGUGAUGCCUUCCUGGACCUUCUCAACGAGCUCAGAAGGCAGGGUAAGAUCAAUGCCGCGACCAAGUGGCAAAAGUUCCACCCUCUGAUCGAAAAUGAGGAGCGCUACCGUGCCAUGGCUGGCCAACCCGGCUCUACGCCGCAGGAGCUCUUCUGGGACAUUGUCGAGGAGGAGGAGAGAGCACUGCGCGGCCCUAGGGUCGACGUGCUCGAUGUCCUCGAUGAUGAGCGGUUUGAGGUGACUCCCAAGACAACCUUUGACGAGUUCCUUGCUGUUGUCAAGAAGAACCGACGCACUGCUAACAUUAACAACGAUACCCUCACCAUCUUGUUUGAACGCCUCCAGGAACGCCGAUCCAAGCGGCCAGAGGAUGACAAGCACUCCGAGCGCCAACAACGCCGAGCGGUAGACGACCUGCGCACGCAUAUGAAGCGCGUGGAACCUCCCAUUGCCGUCGGCGAUACAUGGGAGAAGGUUCGCCCGCGUCUUGCGGAUAGCCCGGCUUUCCAGGCCGUCGCCUCCGAGGAGGCCAGAGUCGGUGCCUUUGACAAGUUUGUCCGCCGACUACGCGAGAAGGAGGAGGACGCCGACCUUGACCGCCGCAGGCGCCGUGAUCGUGGCUCGAGUGAGCGCGACCUGUACCGCGAUCGCGACACUCAUCGCGAGAGAGACCGUUCGAGAGGUGAGAGGUCCUACCGUGGUGGGGGAGGCCGAGCUUCCAGGCGCAGCCGCAGCCCCGAAGUGGACGCCUACGAAGCCGACAGACGUAAAGCCAUCGCCGAGCGCAAGCGCAACCACCGCAAGUCAACCAUGGCCGAGAGCCUGCUGUCGGACCGUCGCGCCUCGCCGCCGCCGCCGCCUCCCCGUCGUGAGCGUUCGCGCGAACGCAACGGCGGUCGCGACCGUGAGCGAGAGCGUGAACGGGAGCGAGACCGAGACUACGAUCGCCCCAGCCGAUCCCGCCGCGACGACGACGCAUAUUACGACCGCGACCGACGUGACAGGGAGGACGAGCGCGAACGUACCUACCGCCGACGCAUCGAUUCAUAUGACGAACUUCCUUAUGGAGAUGAGCGUCCUUCUGGAUCCCGCCGCCGCCGAGACGACGAUGAUGCCGACAGACGGGAUUCCAGAGACUCCAAGCGAGUCAAGCGUGAGAAGACACCCCGCGAGCGCGAGACCACCCCUCCUCGCGACGUCAAGACUAAGUCCCCCCUUCCCCCGACCGCCACUACCGCUGCUGCUGUGACGGGUAAGAAAGAAGCCAAGGAAGAUGACGCCGGCGUUCAUUCUGGGUCCGAGGAAGGCGAGAUUGAGGAGGAUUAG
Messenger RNA from Verticillium dahliae VdLs.17, 2520 nucleotides. RefSeq names its product pre-mRNA-processing protein prp40. Gene Ontology annotation, biological process: mRNA cis splicing, via spliceosome. Gene Ontology annotation, cellular component: U2-type prespliceosome; U1 snRNP. The transcript is spliced from 5 exons. The record is from RefSeq and is a predicted model, not a curated record. The coding region runs from base 1 to 2520 and encodes 839 amino acids. Gene Ontology annotation, molecular function: protein binding; RNA binding. Lineage: Eukaryota; Fungi; Ascomycota; Sordariomycetes; Glomerellales; Plectosphaerellaceae.